Messenger RNA from Mesocricetus auratus (golden hamster), 5090 nucleotides. Its product is annotated as MICAL-like protein 2. The record is from RefSeq and is a predicted model, not a curated record. NCBI's taxonomy places the organism in Eukaryota, Metazoa, Chordata, Mammalia, Rodentia, Cricetidae. Bases 1 to 897 code for a protein of 298 amino acids. The transcript has 5 exons.
AUGUGGCUCUUUGCCAUUCGGAAGUUUCUACCACACAGCAAGCUGCAUCAGUCAGGCCACCCCCGGGCUUCCAGCGCCCAGGAUUGGGCAGAAUGGAUCCUUGUGGCGGCGGCCUGGCUGACCACGCGCGCUGGAGCCCCUCCAAGUGUCCCGGAUUCCCGGGUCCCUGGUCCCGAGCCUCGAGAGCACCCGGGAGGCCGGAGCCCAGGGCGUGGCAGCUCGCCCACGAGAGGCGCCGGGAGGAGGAGCGACGAGCGAGCCGAUCCUCGGGCCUGGGAGCCCGGCCCCGCGUCCCGAGAAGGCUGUCCCGGGAGGUCCGCUCGGCCGCCGCCCCACCGAGUCUCCGCCCCGCACGCCCGGCCCGCACUCACCUCGGGAGCGCUGCUGGCACCCGCCGAUGCUGCCGAUGCUGCCGAUGCUGCCGGAGCUCGUUUCCUGCUCGCAGAGUCCGGCUCCCCGCAGCCGCACGCACGCACGCCCGCCCGCCACGCACUUCUUCCAGGCGCGAGCGCGCGCGGUCCCGGAGCCCGCAGCCCAGCGCUGUCCUCGCCGCCGCUGUUGGCCACCGCCCCGCGGGGGCUGCCACCUGCGACGCAGUCUCGGGGCUCGGGUGCUGUAAGACUCCCUCCUCUUGGGCACGUGCGGUCCUCCACAGGCUGCCUGACCGCUUUAGCCAAAGAGCAGGAUUUCAUCCCGGGGCUCACUGGGAAAGAAGGAGGCCUGAGCAGGGAGGGAGUCCUUGCAUCCUCAGAAGGCGGGUCUCCUUACAGGUGUGCAGACAAUGAAAGGGAUGACAGCAUCAUUCGGAGCCCUGAAAGGAUUGAGAAAAGAUCAAGUUCUAAACAAGCUACCUGUUUUUUUGUGAUGGGAGAGUGUAAGGCUUAUCUGAAACCCUGACUGGAGUAGUCUACGAGAUGGAACCAUCUUAGCUACCUGCUUGAAGUUGUCCUGAGCAGUUUGUAGUCUGAAGUUGAUCUUUGGAUGGUGUUUGUCAGCUUAGUGUCAUUACCAUAAUCCAUGAAGAUUCAUUAUUGUGGAGCCCCAAUGCCUUUUUGGAGACUUCAAAGGUCACUGUUAGGAAUGGUCAUGGUUCAAUAAUAUGCAGCACAGUCUAUUAAAUAUAUUCAGGGUACACAAACUAAGUUCCUAGUUACCUGCUCUAGACUCAAGCCUGAAAUUACCUAGAGGAAGCUAGAUAAGACCUAAUUCUAGAAUAAGUUAGUGCACUCCAUAUGACCAUUAAUAUCAAGACAGAAGGUUUAAACAUAUAUAUCAAUCUUGAAAUUUUUGAUAUGGUAUUUUUAUGAAAUUCUGAGAUUCAAUCACAUUUACUGCCAAUAGUUGAUCAAUUUCAUCAUUACCACGUGCUAGAGGGCCUAGUAGACCCAUAUGGGAUUUACUUUGUGUUAUAUAGAGGGAUGAUUUCUAUUUCUCAUUAUUUAUUGUACUUGAAUAAAUAGCAAAGUUAAUUCUGAAUCAUCUGGAAGAAGUUCAGCAGUUUCAAUACAUAAAAAAAUCUCUGCAUAUUGAGAGUCAGUAUAUCAGGAGGUUCUGGAAAAUCAAAUAAUAUCAUGAGAAUAGCAUAUAAUUCUGACUUUGAGCCUCUUCACUUAUUUUUCUUGACUUAUAACCCGCCUUUCCUGAUUUGUUAGCAUCACUACAGAAUGUAGGGGCUCCAGAAGUUGGUAUCCCUUGCAUUCAGCCCAUGUUGAACUUUAUUUUACCUGAGAUAAUGUUUGAUUCCCAAGAAGCUGAACAUUUACUUGCUGAAGAGGAGAAUCUGGAUGCCAAGAUUUUGGUGAAAUUAUUGUAACAUAUGUACCUGUGUCUACCAAACCCGCGAAUUCAAUGCCAUUUACAUGUAUUUUAUCUUUGGUCUCUGAUUGUGUAUAGUCAUUUGCUAAAAUACUUAUUUUCUGGUCUGUCCUGAACCCUUUGUUGUAUCUAUAGACAUUGUACUGUCCUUGAUCAUGUCCAGAGCAGUGUGGGUUUUAACAACAGUUUUAAGUCUUCUAAUUGCUCUGUGGAUGGGUUUCUCUGGUGCUGACAAGGAAUGAUUGAGUCAAAUUUGAUAUUGGGACCUGGAGGAGGCCCCUUAGGGUAUUUCCUGAUGGCAGAGGGUCACCUUGUCUGUCCCUUGUUGAUCUGUAUCCAUUAUUCCACUGCUAGCCUUUGCCAUAGAUUCUGGGGCUUUCUGUUUAGAUUAUCUCUACAAAAGUUAUUUUUUUCUGGAAUGCUUUGUCUACAGUCCCUUUUCAGAUGACUUUGUUUACCACAAUGAAAGCAUCUGAUAUUUUUAUUUUUCUUAAAAAUUUCUGGAAAUUACUUCUGUCAAAGCAGCAUCAUAAGCAUAAGAUCUAAUAUGAGCUGUAUUUUGGAUUCAUUCAUCUAUGAAUGCUGAUCUUACCUUUAAAGGCCUAUCCACCCUUUUGCAUUCUGAAAGUAGAGUCUCAAAAGCCAGAGAUUUAAUUAAUAUUUGUCUAACUUCUAGAUCUGAUAUUAUUCUAUUUACAGUUGAAGUCAAUCUUUAUUUUAAAAAAAGUCAGUGAAGGCUUCUUUUGAGCCAUGUAUAAUUUUAGUAAAUGACUCAGUCCUCUUUCCUGAUUCUUCAACCCUGUGCCAAGCACGCAGAGCCUCAACGUGAACCCGAGAGGGUGUUUGGGAGAGGCCUGUGUGGCAGUAGGAGAAGGUGCGGGCUGGUGGUGGGGCGGCUGACCCCAGCAGUGUUUGGGGCUGCUGUAGAAAGACUGAUGAAGACGCCAUGGGCGUGGAAAGACAGGUGCAGAGGCCGUGGAGAGGGUGACAAGCAGCUAUUGCAGCACCAGGGGCGGGUGGUGGCGUGGUGUGGACAGCUGUGAUGUGCCGCACAUUAAAGAUGGUGCGGGCUUUCGCCUACCACCCUCCUGACGGUGAGCGCUCUUGGAGUAAACAACUCCUUAUGUGGUCAAGGCUCCGGUCCCGGCUUGCUCCCGUGUAUGUGGACCUAUCUGCUGUCGCCAAGUGGUGUGCUGGGGUUGGCUAUGCCUAGGCCAUAUAAGCUGUGGACUGGCUUUCCCCCGGGGGAGGAGAAGAAGACUGUUUCAAGGUUCCUGAAUAAACUGCUUGGAGAAGAAUUCCCGAGUCGCGUCUUCCUUGCUGGUCGAGGCAGACGCGACAGCGUGGUGGGUUCACUGCCUUGGAGUGGUCUAAUAAUUCCGUGUGCUGGAUGCCAGAUGUAAUUGUUAUGUAAAUUGUUCCAGUACAAUAAAAAGCUUGGGAGUCAGAGAUUGAGAUAAAGACCUGAUAAAUCCAAGGACAGGGGAGAGUCAAUUGCCUGUCUCUCUCUUCCCCUUAUUCCUAAACCACCAGUCCCAGGAGGCCCCUCUUCUCUCUUCCUGUCCUCACUAGCAAGCUUCCCCAGUCCUCCAAGAACUCUGUGGCUAAUCCCAAUGUCCCGAUGGCUGGCUCUGUCCUUUGAUUCAGGGAGGCUUUAUUGGCGCAGUGAAAUACCUGUACUAACAAUUCUCCCACAGCCAUGGUUGAGUAUUUGCCUGGCAUUGUUGUGUAACAGUUUCCUUCUAGAUUGAAACAUUCCAUCCUGCAGGAAGUUCCUUAAAUAGGAAGGUAAACACUUCAAAUUAGCUUUAGGCAAUCCCUGGAUCUGACCAGAAAGACUAGACCCUUCCCCACCAGAGUAAUCAUUAACAGCCAAGAGUACUCCUCAGAUGGAAGGAAGCUGAACUGCUAAGGAAACUCUCAGACAACCUCAGCAGCAAAGAAGCCUCUGAUAGGAGAAGGGGGCAAAGAAGAUUCUUGAGAGCAGACCAGCUGUCUAGAGGCAGCAGAAACCAGCCAAGCUGCCUGUAGAGGUGUAGACCAUAGUCACCCAGUAAAGACACUCUCCAACCUGUUGAGCUGCCUGCAGCCUGUGCUCUAGGUUCCUGGCUUCAGUGAACUGUCAUCCAUGCUGGGAUGGACCUUGGUGGUGCAGCUAUGCUUAAAUGAUUUCUGCUUCUUGCAAUGAUGAUGUGCUACUGCCUUGGACACCAAAGCAAUGGGAGCAGUUCCCCAAACUGUGAGCUAAAAUUUGUCUGGAGAUGAAAACCAGAAUGUUACAGAAAGUUAGAAUCUAUGCAGUACAUGUUCCACACUGAAGAAAGUUUCUGAUCUACAGUGAAUGCUGCAGCUACUUGCUCAGUUGAAUUACUCAACACGUGUUUUUCCAAAAUCUCAUUGUACCCCCGUCUUGCUUCACUUGGUGGAAACUUUGACAACUUGUUAUUCUUAGAAGCAGCUGGGAAGUACUCCCGAUUGAUGAUCUGCUGCCUUACAUUCAGUCCUCCCUCGAACAUCUACAUCUUUCGUUCUCUGGAGCGUUUUCCUGCAGUGCCUCCUGUCUUGCUGAAGUGAUGGAUGCUGCUGCUCCCUGCGAUUGCAGGCAGUGUCUUCAGUCUCUCCUCUGCCUCCUUCUACGUUACAAAAUACCUGCAGGAGUGAUUCUGGCAUGAGUCUGACACUAAUCUAUCAACACAAUGUAUUCACAUCUCUGGCAUCAGUUGAUUGUUAAUGAAUCAACCUGAUUUGAUGGUUCUUAUCCUUGCCAUUUGGUAGAUGAAGACAUUUGCCACCAUUAUUGGGGCAUCUCCUGGCAAGACCACAAUGCCCGUGUGUCAUUAAAGGGCCUGGAGAUGACCUGCUCUGGAGAACAGCAUCUGCUUUAUCGCACAUGAGCAAGCAGUUACCUGUGGAAACCUACCCACUGUGAUUGGCUGGCACAUUACCUCCAAUUGGAUAGUGAGUGCUUUUACCCCCACUGUCUCUGUGUGGAAAGAACAUUAAAAGAGACCUGAAUAGUGCAGAGUUGUCUGCAGGCCAGCUACUGGCUACUCACGCCAUUUCCCAAUUCACAUUUGUGACUUCUGGAGCACAGUGUACCGUGCUUCUUAUUUAGAAGUGCAAUGAGCCAAGUAGGCUGACCGGGCAUUUUCCCUUACAGACAUUUACCAGGCCAUCUGAAGAUUUACAAGCAAGGGCCAAUCGCAGAGUUUUCCAUAAACUUUGAUGCUUUUUGUGGAUCCUCAUUUGAUUAAAGUAGCACCAUUUACCAGUUA